Molecule: messenger RNA, 3847 nt
Organism: Dreissena polymorpha
Lineage: Eukaryota; Metazoa; Mollusca; Bivalvia; Myida; Dreissenidae
Product: vacuolar protein sorting-associated protein 52 homolog
Exons: 19
Coding region: 42-2150 (702 amino acids)
Biological process (GO): retrograde transport, endosome to Golgi; endocytic recycling; lysosomal transport
Cellular component (GO): GARP complex
Molecular function (GO): syntaxin binding
Source: RefSeq, a predicted model, not a curated record
CAAACAGGGCGACAGAUUACAAACAGGGAACCAAUAUCAACAUGGCGUCAGAGUUGACGUAUGGACAUCAACGAAGAGAGGAAGAGGAUGUUGGACUAAAUCUUGGAGAUCUAGACAUAACAUCAGAUGACUUUUUACUCGAGGAAGUUGAUGUUCACAUUCAGGAGAAUCUGGAAGAUGAAAUCGUAAAGGAAGCCUUAAAGACAGGUGUAGAUCUGCGCCAGUACUCGAGACAGAUCGAGUCAGAAUUGCUGCAAGUUGAGAAUGCCUCCAUUCAGGACUAUAUUAAGGAGAGCGAAAACAUUGCCAGUCUUCAUACUCAGAUAGCAGCCUGUGACACUAUACUAGAGCGUAUGGAGCAGAUGCUGAAUGGUUUCCAGUCAGACCUGAGCAGUAUCAGCACAGAGAUCCAGUCCCUGCAGGAACAGAGUGUGGCCAUGAACGUUAAACUCAAGAACAGACAGUCCAUACGUGGAGAGUUGAGCCAGUUUGUGGAUGAAAUGGUCAUACCUGAAAGCAUGAUCAAGCACAUCCUGGACACACCUGUGACAGAGCGAGAGUUCCUAGAGCAGCUACAUGAGCUCAACCACAAGAUCAACUUCGUCAAGGAGCAGUCAUUCAGGGACGCCAAGUCCAGCCUUGAUGUCAGAGACAUUCUGGAAAAACUCAAGAUGAAGGCUAUAGCAAAGAUACGAGAGUUUCUGCUGCAGAAGAUUAACUCAUUUAAAAAACCAAUGGCCAACUACCAGAUACCACAAAACACAAUGCUGAAAUUUAGGUUUUUCAAUGAGUUCCUCCUGGCCAAUGAGCGUCACGUUGCCAAGGAGGUGAGGGAUGAGUAUGUGGACACAAUGAGCAAGAUCUAUUACUCCUACUUCAAGGGCUACCAGAGUCGACUCAUGAAACUGCAGUUUGAGGAGUUAGCAACGAAAGAGGACUUGAUGGCUGUCGAUGAAACCACUAAGAAAGGGUUUUUCACCACUAAGACAGCAUUAAAGAACCGAUCGACCGUGUUCACUAUUGGCAAACGAGGUGACAUCCUCACCACAGAACUAGAGGCUCCAAUUAUAGUUCCUCAUGCAGCUCAGAAGUCUGAGAACAGGCACACCUUUGAGAGCCUGUUUCGCAGUCUUCACUUCGCCCUCAUGGACAAUGCCAGUAGAGAGUACCUGUUCCUCACUGAUUUCUUCAUGGCAUCAACUACAACAGCCUUGGAUCUGUUCAACACAGUGCUUGGGAAAACACUCUCAAUAUUCCUGAAAGGCAUGGAAGAGUAUAUCAGUGACUGUUACGACUCUAUAGCAAUUUUCCUUUCUAUCCACAUUGUUCAUCGUUACCGGACCAUUCUUGCCGACAGAGGUGUACCAGCGCUUGAAAAAUAUUGGGAGAGCCUACUGCACCUGAUGUGGCCCAGGUUUGAGUACAUCUUGGCACUAAACGUCCAGAGUGUGCGGGACUGCGACCCAGAAAAGCUGGGAACCAUAGAUGUCAGACCAAACUAUAUAACGAGGCGUUAUGCUGAAUACUCGGCGGCCAUCUUGGCGGUGAACCAGCAGUACCCGGACGAGCGUGUGUACAGGAUACUGGAGCAACUGCAAGCGGAGGUGCAGAACUUCAUACUGAAACUUGCUGCUGAGUUCCCACACAGGAAAGAGCAACUUAUCUUCCUCAUCAACAACUACGACAUGAUGCUUGGUGUAAUUUCUGAGCGGACAUCAGAGGAGUCUAAGGAGUCUGAAAGUUUCAAGGAGCUACUGACAGCUCGCACCCACGAGUUCAUUGAUGAGGUGCUGACACCGCACUUUGGGGGCAUGAUCAUGUUUGUUAAGGACUGCGAGGGAUGCAUUGAGCGCGGCCAACUGGACGCCUUGAAGAACGAGGAGAGACGUGUGACCCUGAUAGUGAAGGGAUUCAAUGCUGACUGGAAAAGGGCCCUGGAGUACAUUAAUGGGGAAGUGAUGAGAGCGUUCACAAACUUUAAAAAUGGCACACUCAUCCUUCAGGGAGCCUUGACCCAGCUGAUCCAGUACUACCACAGAUUUCAGAAGGUUCUCAACCAGGGGCCGCUGAGGCAGCUACAGAUCAGGAAUGAGCUCAUCAACAUCCAUCAUGUGAUGGUCGAGGUCAAGAAGUACAAGCCUACCUUCUGAAUGGGUUGUGUUAUGGGCACUUAAAAGUGUUGGCCAAGUAUAUGAAUAGGGUUUGCUAUGGGAGCUUAAAAAUGGUAGCCAGUUGCUGAAUUGUGUUCGCUAUGGGAAUUAAAGUGCUAGCUAUUUUUCUGAAUUGUGAACCCCAUUUGAACUCAAGUGCUUUCCAUUCUUCUGAAGUGUGUUCAAUGUGGGAACUUGUUCACACAAUCAACUUGAGCGUUGCAGCUGUGCAAUUCUGAAAUGAAAGAGUGUGUUACAAGAAAGGACUUCUACAGUGAAACAUAGAAUUUUAUUAUGUUGUGCAAUAUGUUUAAAAGUUGACAAUUUUAUUAGCUCAUCUAUUUUUUGAAAAAAAAUUAUGAGCUAUUGUCAUCAUCUUGGCGUCGGCGUUGGCGUCCGGUUAAGUUUUGCGUUUAGGUCCACUUUUCUCAGAAAGUAUCAAUGCUAUUGCAUUCAAACUUGGUACACUUACUAACUAUCAUGAGGGGACUGGGCAGGCAAAGUAAGAUAACUCUGGUGUGCAUUUUGACAGAAUUAUGUGCCAUUUUUAUACUUAGAAAAUUGAAAAUUUUGGUUAAGUUUUGUGUUUAGGUCCAUUUUAUUCCUUAAGUAUCAAAGCUAUUGCUUUCAUACUUGCAACACUUACUAACUAUCAUAAGGGGACUGUGCAGGCAAAGUUAUGUAACUCUGACUGGCAUUUUGACAGAAUUAUGUGCCCUUUUUAUACUUAGAAAAUUGAAAAUUUGGUUAAGUUUUGUGUUUAGGUCCACUUUAUUCCUACAGUAUCAAAGCUAUUGCUUUCAUACUUGCAACACUUAUUAACUAUCAUAAGGGGACUGUGCAGGCAAAGUAAUGUAACUCUGACUGGCAUUUGGACGGAAUUAUGGGCCCUUUAUACUUAGAAAAUUGAAAAUUUUGGUUAAGUUUUGUGUUUAGGUCCAUUUUAUUCCUUAAGUAUCAAAGCUAUUGCUUUCAUACUUGCAACACUUACUAACUAUCAUAAGGGGACUGUGCAGGCAAAGUUAUGUAACUCUGACUGGCAUAUUGACAGAACUAUGUGCCCUUUUUAUACUUAGAAAAUUGAAAAUUUGGUUAAGUUUUGUGUUUAGGUCCACUUUAUUCCUACAGUAUCAAAGCUAUUGCUUUCAUACUUGCAACACUUAUUAACUAUCAUAAGGGGACUGUGCAGGCAAAGUUAUGUAACUCUGACUGGCAUUUGGACGGAAUUAUGGGCCCUUUAUACUUAGAAAAUUGAAAAUUUGGUUAAGUUUUGUGUUUUGGUCCACUUUACCCCUAAAGUAUCAUAGAUAUUGCUUUCAUACUUGGAAACACUCGCAAAUUAUCAUAAGGGGACAGUAAAAGGACAAGUUGCAUAACUCUGGUUAUCAUUUUUACGGAAUUAUUGCCCUUUUUUGACUUAGUAACUUUGAAUAUAUGUUUAAAUUUUGUGUUUCGAUCCACUUUACUUCUAAAGUAUCAAGACUAUUGCUUUCAAACUUCAAAUACUUUCAUGCUAUCAUGAGGUUACUGUACCUGGCAAGUUGAAUUUUACCUUGACCUUUGAAUGACCUUGACUCUCAAGGUAAAAUUAGUAAAUUUUGCUAAAAUUGCCAUAACUUCUUUAUUUAUGAUUAGAUUUGAUUGAUACUUUGACAAAACUACUCUUACCUGACAUACCACAAUAGACUCCACCCAAA